Orycteropus afer afer is the source of this 4230-nucleotide messenger RNA. RefSeq names its product YEATS domain containing 2 (gene YEATS2). The record is from RefSeq and is a predicted model, not a curated record. Gene Ontology annotation, biological process: chromatin remodeling; regulation of transcription by RNA polymerase II. Gene Ontology annotation, cellular component: NuA4 histone acetyltransferase complex. NCBI's taxonomy places the organism in Eukaryota, Metazoa, Chordata, Mammalia, Tubulidentata, Orycteropodidae. Gene Ontology annotation, molecular function: histone binding.
CUGAAUGUCAUCAUGUCUGGAAUCAAGCGAACAAUCAAGGAAACAGACCCCGAUUAUGAGGAUAUAUCUGUGGCCCUUCCAAAUAAGCGGCAUAAAGCAAUUGAGAAUUCAGCUCGAGAUGCUGCUGUACAGAAGAUCGAGACUAUUAUCAAGGAACAAUUUGCUCUUGAAAUGAAGAAUAAGGAACAUGAAAUUGAAGUCAUUGACCAGCGACUGAUUGAGGCAAGAAGGAUGAUGGAUAAACUUCGUGCCUGCAUUGUGGCAAACUACUAUGCUUCUACAGGUCUUCUAAAAGUUUCUGAGGGAUCAAAGACAUGUGAUACAAUGGUCUUUAAUCAUCCUGCUAUCAAGAAAUUUUUUGAAUCACCAUCGAGAUCAUCAUCUCCUGCCAAUCAGAGAUCAGAAACACCAUCAGCCAAUCAUUCAGAGAGUGAUUCUUUAUCUCAACACAAUGACUUCUUUUCUGACAAAGACAACAACAGCAAUAUGGAUAUUGAGGAAAGAUUGUCAAACAACAUGGACCAGAGACCAAGCCGAAAUACUGGAAGGGACACUUCUAGUACUAUUGACUCCCAUAAAACAGAUCAGCGGAAUGCCGAUCUCACAGGAGAUGAGACGUCACGACUUUUUGUAAAGAAAACAAUAGUCGUGGGCAAUGUGUCCAAGUAUAUACCUCCAGAUAAAAGGGAAGAAAAUGACCAGUCAACCCAUAAGUGGAUGGUAUAUGUCCGGGGGUCUCGUAGGGAACCCAGCAUUAAUCAUUUUGUCAAGAAAGUUUGGUUCUUCCUUCAUCCCAGCUAUAAACCAAAUGACCUUGUGGAAGUUAGAGAACCUCCUUUUCAUCUGACCAGAAGAGGCUGGGGUGAGUUUCCUGUCAGAGUUCAAGUUCACUUUAAGGACAGCCAGAACAAGAGGAUAGAUAUCAUACAUAAUCUGAAGCUGGAUAGAACUUACACUGGCUUGCAGACUCUUGGAGCAGAGACGGUAGUGGAUGUUGAGCUCCAUCGGCAUUCUCUUGGAGAAGACUACAUUUAUCCUCAGUCCUCUGAAUCAGACGUCUCUGAUGCCCCUCCAUCUUUGCCUUUAACCAUUCCAGCCCCAGUGAAAGCUUCCUCACCGAUAAAGCAGUCACAUGAGCCAGUACCUGAUACCCCUGUGGAGAAAGGAUUCCCAGCUAACACUGACCCUGAGAGACAUACUACAUUUUAUUCUUUACCUUCUUCAUUGGAACGAACACCCACCAAAAUAACAUCCCAGAAAGUUACCUUUUGUUCUCAUGGCAAUUCUGCUUUCCAGCCAAUAGCAUCAAGCUGCAAAAUUGUACCACAAAGUCAGGUUCCAAAUCCUGAAUCACCUGGAAAGUCCUUCCAGCCCAUCACCAUGAGCUGCAAGAUUGUCUCAGGUUCUCCAAUAUCAACUCCAAGUCCGUCACCAUUGCCUCGAACCCCAACUUCUACUCCAGUCCAUGUGAAGCAAGGCACUGCCAGCUCUGUUACUAGUAAUCCUUACGUUAUCAUGGACAAACCUGGGCAGGUCAUUGGCACUACCGCUCCCAGUACAGGAAGUCCUACAAGCAGACUUCCUACUGCCUCCCAGGCCUCCCAAGGAACAGGUUCUCCUAUUCCUAAAAUUCAUGGAAGUGGUUUUGUAACAUCUACUGUCAAGCAGGAGGAUUCUUUGUUUGCAUCCAUGCCACCUCUUUGCCCAAUUGGAAGUCACCCAAAGGUUCAAAGCCCCAAGCCUAUAACUGGAGGACUUGGAGCUUUCACAAAGGUGAUCAUCAAACAGGAACCUGGCGAAGCCCCCCAUGUGCCCACAUCAGGAGCUGCCAGCCAGUCACCACUCCCCCAGUAUGUGACCGUGAAAGGGGGUCACAUGAUAGCAGUAUCUCCUCAAAAACAGGUCAUAACUACUGGAGAAGGGUCUGCCCAGUCACCAAAGAUUCAGCCCUCCAAGGUUGUUGGGGUGCCAGUUGGGACAACUUUACCUUCAACAGUGAAACAGGCUGUGGCCAUCAGUGGAGGCCAAAUCCUUGUAGCCAAGGCCAGCUCUUCUGUCGCCAAAGCAGUUGGUCCAAAGCAAGUUAUGACCCAAGGAGUUGCUAAAGCAAUCGUCAGUGGAGGUGGAGGAACCAUUGUUGCUCAGCCAGUGCAAACUUUAACCAAGGCUCAGGUCACUGCUGCUGGCCCUCAGAAGAGUGGAUCCCAGGGUUCAGUGAUGGCAACAUUGCAGCUACCAGCCACUAAUUUGGCUAACUUGGCAAAUUUGCCUCCUGGCACCAAACUAUAUCUUACCACAAACAGCAAGAACCCUUCAGGAAAAGGAAAACUGCUACUGAUCCCUCAAGGAGCCAUCCUGCGAGCUACCAACAAUGCUAACCUCCAGUCUGGCUCAGCUGCUGCUGGUGGUGGAGGUGGUGGCAGCGCAGGAGGUGGUGGAGUAGGAGGAAGUGGAGGCACCCAGAGCACCACCGGCCCUGGGGGGAUAUCCCAGCACCUGACGUACACGUCUUACAUCCUCAAGCAAACUCCCCAGGGUACAUUUUUAGUUGGCCAGCCAUCACCUCAGACAUCUGGAAAACAGCUGACUGCUGGGUCAGUCGUCCAAGGAACGCUAGGCGUCAGCACAUCUUCUGCACAAGGACAACAGACGUUAAAAGUCAUCUCUGGACAAAAAACCACUUUAUUUACACAGGCAGCCCCUGGGGGACAAGCAUCUCUAAUGAAAAUGUCCGAUAGUUCAUUGAAGUCUGUGCCAGUCACCUCACAACUCUCAAAGCCUGGAACCACAAUGCUGAGAGUAGCAGGAGGGGUUAUCACAACUGCCACUUCCACAGCUGUGGCCCUCUCAGCAAAUGGUCCUCCUGCACAACAGUCUGAAGGGACAACUCUCAGUUCAUCAUCUGCUGUAGGUUCUGUAAUGAAAACUUCCGGGCAGCAACAAGUGUGUGUGAGUCAGGCAGCAAUGGGAACCUGUAAAGCUACUGCCCCCAGUGUCGUCAGUGCCACAUCCCUGGUAUCCACACCAACCCCUAUCUCUGGAAAAGCCACAGUGUCAGGAUUGUUGAAGAUUCAUUCCAGUCAAUCCAAUCCCCAGCAGGCUGUUCUGACAAUUCCCAGCCAGCUCAAACCACUUAGUGUUAAUACAUCUGGUGGUGUGCAGACUAUACUGAUGCCUGUGAAUAAAGUGGUUCAGUCAUUUUCUGCCACCAAAUCACCUUCCAUUCUGCCUGUAGCUGCCCCAGCUCCAGUUGUCCCCAGCUCCACUCCAGCAACUGUUGCAAAAGUGAAGACUGAACCAGAAGCGCCCGGGCCAAGCUGCCUCUCUCAGGAGGGUCAGACAGCAGUGAAAACUGAAGAAAGUUCUGAAUUGGGAAACUAUGUCAUUAAAAUCGACCAUUUAGAAACUAUCCAGCAACUCUUAACAGCAAUAGUGAAGAAGAUCCCAUUAAUCACUGCAAAAAGUGAAGAUGCCAGCUGUUUUUCUGCAAAGUCUGUGGAGCAAUAUUAUGGUUGGAACAUUGGAAAACGGAGAGCUGCCGAGUGGCAAAGAGCAAUGACAAUACGAAAAGUCUUACAAGAAAUACUGGAAAGAAACUCAAGAUUUCACCACCUGACUCCCCUGAAAACCAAGCACAUUGCUCACUGGUGUCGCUGUCAUGGCUACACCCCCCCUGAUCCCGAGAGUCUGAGGAAUGACGGGGAUACAAUUGAGGAUGUGCUGACCCAGAUUGACAGUGAACCAGAGUGCCCAUCAUCAUUCUCCUCUGCUGACAACCUCUGCCGGAAACUGGAGGACCUUCAGCAGUUUCAGAAAAGAGAACCAGAGAAUGAGGAGGAGGUGGAUAUCCUGAGCCUCUCAGAGCCAUUAAAGAUAAGCAUCAAAAAAGAACAGGAAGAGAAACAGGAAGAAAUGAGAUUCUACCUGCCACCAACACCAGGGUCUGAAUUCAUCAGUGAUGUCACACAGAAGAUUGGAAUCACCCUGCAGCCCGUAGCACUCCACAGGAACGUGUAUGCAUCAGUGGUCGAGGACAUGAUUUUAAAGGCUACAGAACAGCUGGUGAGUGAUAUCCUGAGACAGGCCUUGGCAGUUGGAUACCAGACAGCAUCUCACAACAGGAUUCCCAAAGAAAUUACAGUGAGUAAUAUUCAUCAGGCCAUUUGCAACAAUCCUUUCCUGGACUUCCUCACAAACAAACACAUGGGGAUAUUGAAUGAGGAUCAGUGA